Messenger RNA from Rotaria sp. Silwood2, 1896 nucleotides. NCBI's taxonomy places the organism in Eukaryota, Metazoa, Rotifera, Eurotatoria, Philodinida, Philodinidae. The record is from the annotation of a GenBank genome assembly.
AUGGGCGUAUCUGCUUACAAUCGAUCUGUAUGUGUUUGUCCUAUUAAUAAAUUUGGUGAUCGAUGUCUUCUUGUCAAUACAAUUUGCCAAAUGGAUAAAAAUUUAACAUGUGAAAAUGGCGGUCAAUGUAUUUCUGCUGAUGAAUAUAUGAUAUCGACUAGAAAAUUUGUAUGUAUUUGUCCAAAAGGUUAUAUUGGUGAUCGAUGUGAAAUAGGUGAUAACAAAAUAAUUCUAUCAUUUCAAAAAAGUAUUGUUUUAUCUCAAUCGAUAUUUAUUCAUUUCAUUCAAGUUAUUAAUAAUAGUCCACCGAUGAGAACAACAACUUUUCGAACAAUUUCUCUUACAAAAAAUUCUCUUAUAGUUUAUUGGUCACAACCAUUUCAUCUUGUUUUUAUUGAACUUUUCGAUGAGAUUUAUUAUUUAGCUGUUAUUCAAAAAACUUAUGAAAGAUCAACAACAAUUAAUAAAAUGAUAAAUCCAUCAGAUCGUUGUCGACAUAUAAAUGAAUUAUUUAAUGAAACAUUUGUUCAGAUGAAUGUUCUUCGUCGCAUCAAAUAUUAUCAUUUACCAUGUCAAAAAUAUUCAUCAAAUCUUUCUUGUUUUUAUGAUGAUCUUCAUAUUUGUUUAUGUUAUGAUUAUGGAAAACAACGUUUAGCGAAUUGUUUUGAGUUUAAUCAUAACAUGAAAUUUGAUUGUUUAGGUCAAAGUGUCUGUGAAAAUGGAGGUCAAUGUUUUCAAGAUACUCCAGAUUGUCCACAAAGAUCAAUGUGCAUUUGUCCAACAUGUUUUUAUGGAACACGAUGUCAAUUUAGUUCAAGUGGAUUUGAUGUUGUUGAACGUUAUCAAUUCUAUUUAAACAAAUUAUCAACAUCAAAUGAUAUAUUUCUGGAAACACAAGUAUUCUAUAAUUGUACGCUACCAAGAUUUGGUUCCAUGUGUCAAUAUGAAAUUACUUAUUAUCAUCAAAAUCUUUUAUCUUUAGAUGAAAUUAUUCAUGAUUAUUAUCGUACAUAUGAAUAUAAUCCUAAUAAUUUUACUUGUUAUACUCAAUUACAAUGUAAUCGUGGUCCUUUUCCAGCAUGUUUAGAUUGGAGUGAAAUUUGUGAUGGACAAGUAGACUGUCUUGAUGAUGAAUUUGAUGAAGAACAUUGCUGGCAACUUGAAAUAAAUGAAUGUAAUGAUAAUGAAUAUCGAUGUACUAAUGGACAAUGUAUACCUCAGUCGUUUUUUCGAGAUGACAUUAACACUCAUGAUUGUCUUGAUGGUUCUGACGAAAUUCCAAGGAUCGUUGCACAAAGUGACAAAUCUAACAAGUAUAUACAUCAAUCACUUGUUAAAAACGAAGUCUGCCAAUGUAGAGUUGAAGGUGAAAAUUGGUGUGAAGAUGAAGAUUUUCAUACACACUAUGUCAGAAAGAAUAUUUCAUUUCAAACUAUUUGUGAUGGAUUUACUGAACUGAUUCCGAAAAUUAUCGAAGGACAAAAUGAAACAGAUGAAACAGAAUGUGAACAAUGGCCGUGUAAUAACAUUUAUACUCGUUGUGAUGGUUUAUGGAAUUGUCCACAUGGUGAAGAUGAACUUGGUUGUGAUUUAUCUUCAACAUUAAAUUGUUUUUCAGAUCAUCACAGAUGUGUUUCACUUCAUACGAAUGAACUCAUUUCUCUUCCUGUUAAGCAAGCAAAUGACGGCAAGAUCGAUUGUCUUGGUGCUACUGACGAACCAACAUUAUGUCAAGAAAAGUAUCAGAUAGAAUUUUCAUUUAAUUUUUACUGCAUAAAUUCAAGCCGUCAAUCAUGUAUUACAUUUAAAAAUCUAUGUGAUAAGAAUACAGUUUGUGAACAUGGAGAUGAUGAAACAUUUUGUGUAAAAAAAUCAAACAGAUAUUUCCACAUAUGA